Ipomoea nil (Japanese morning glory) is the source of this 2175-nucleotide messenger RNA. Its product is annotated as putative receptor-like protein kinase At4g00960. NCBI's taxonomy places the organism in Eukaryota, Viridiplantae, Streptophyta, Magnoliopsida, Solanales, Convolvulaceae. The coding region runs from base 61 to 2037 and encodes 658 amino acids. The record is from RefSeq and is a predicted model, not a curated record. Gene Ontology annotation, molecular function: ATP binding; protein kinase activity. Gene Ontology annotation, biological process: protein phosphorylation. The transcript has 7 exons.
GACAACAAAUAAAACGACCAUAUAUAUAUAUAGUGAUUAUUAUAUGUUGCUCACUAUACGAUGAUGGUCAUGAUUUGGUUUUGGUUGUUGAUGAGCUUCAUUGACAUCACCAAAGGUAUCCCUUAUCUUAGUCUAAGAAUUAAUUGCCCAAAAAUAAUUUCUUCUUAUUACACUCUUCCUAACAGCACCUAUAGAGCCAACCUUGACCUUCUUCUCUCUAAUCUUUAUUCCAAUGCCACCCGAGACAAUGGCUUCUACCACACCACAGUCGGCGACGGGAGUUCCAACGACACCCUGCACGGCUUGUUCUUGUGCCGGGGCGACCUCCCCCCCUACGCUUGCCGCAACUGCAUUGGAGAUGCCCGUGAGGAGAUAUUGGAGCUUUGCGGCGGCGCAACGCCGGCGAUUAUUUGGUUCGAUGAGUGCAUGUUGCGUUACUCGCACAAGUCCAUGUUUGGGAUAUUAGACACAUCAACCUACUUCACAGUGACAAGCAAGGGUGACAACGAUACCCAACCAAAUGGGUUCAUUCAGUUGGUGCAAAACAUGAUGGGUCAGUUAAUCACUCCGGCGGCGUUAUCCACCGGAAACAAGAAAUUUGCAGUAUUAGAAGCAAAUUUUAGCGUGUUUGAGACGGUGUACGCUCUUGGACAGUGUACUCCUGACCUUUCUAACGAUGACUGUCAGAUUUGCCUCACAAAUGCUAUUUCAAUGCUGUCUCGUUACUGUUUUGGAGCCUUAGGUGCUAGAGCUGUGUUCCCAAAUUGUAACGUUAGGUAUGAGAUCUUCGCUUUCUACCAUCUCUCCGCCUUGAGAACACCGGCGGCACCCACUAUAGUUCCCAAUUCCGCUACCACCAAAGGGAAUAAAGGAAAAUCUUCUGCAAAAGUGAUUAUUAUUAUUAUUGCAGCCUCUAUAGUGUCAGCCAUUGGGAUACUACUCUUCGUUUUAUGCUUCUAUUUCUUGAAAAUGAGAAGAGCAAACAAGUCACAUUCUAAUGUGAAGGAGAAAACUAGUGGUAUGACUGAUAUUCCAACUGAGCAGUCGACACAAUAUGAUUUUAGUACCAUUCAAGCUGUCACAAAUUACUUCUCCCCUGAUAAUAAAAUUGGUAAAGGGGGAUAUGGUGCCGUUUACAAGGGAAGGCUUCCAAACGGGCAAGAGGUAGCAGUGAAGAGGUUGUCAAAGAAUUCAACACAAGGAAGUGAAGAAUUCAAGAAUGAGGUUGCAUUGGUUGCCAAGCUUCAGCAUAGAAAUUUAGUAAAGCUGCUAGGGUUUUGUUUGCAGGGAGAAGAAAAGAUACUCAUCUAUGAAUUUGUUCCCAAUAAGAGUCUUGAUUACUUUUUGUUUGAUCCAGAGAAGAAGCACCUAUUGAAUUGGUUCAUUCGUUAUAAGAUCAUAGGAGGAAUAGCACGUGGAAUACUUUAUCUUCAUGAAGAUUCACAUCUCAAAAUCAUACAUCGUGAUUUGAAAGCAAGCAACGUGCUAUUAGACGGAGAUAUGAAUUCAAAGAUAUCCGACUUUGGCCUAGCAAGAAUUUUUAUGUUUGAUCAAACUCAUGGAAAUACAAGUAGAGUUAUCGGAACAUAUGGAUACAUGUCUCCGGAAUAUGUUUUGCAUGGCUUGUUUUCAGUGAAGUCAGAUGUUUUCAGUUUUGGAGUCCUACUCUUGGAAAUUAUAACCGGAAAGAAAAACAGUUCUUUGUCCAUGCACUCAACUGGAACGCAAGAUCUUCUUAGCUAUGCUUGGAAACAUUGGAUGGAGGGCAAAGCAUUAGACAUGGUGGAUCAAAGUCUUGGAGGUUUGUAUUCUAGAAAUGAAGUGAUCCAAUGUAUCCAUGUUGGGUUGUUGUGUGUCCAAGAAGAGGUGGAAGAUAGGCCAACAAUGGCGAAUGUUGUGCUGAUGCUCAAUAGUCAUUCUGCUACAAGGAAUACACCUAAUCCACCUGCAUUUUUCAACGGUUUCAGUCAGAUGAUUUCGGCAGGAGAAGAGACGGACCAAUCCAGAAGCAAGCCACAACCAUUGUCUGAGAAUUAAGUUUCUACAUCAGAGUUGUAUCCUAGAUAAUUUUAAGAAGAUCCUAUGCCACCUAUUGGAUAGAAAAAUUGUUGGCAAGAAUGUAACUUAACCUUCAAAUAUAAGAAUUAUGUUCUGGGGCUCCAUCCACUGAGCUGC